Messenger RNA from Marchantia polymorpha subsp. ruderalis, 2629 nucleotides. The record is from the annotation of a GenBank genome assembly. NCBI's taxonomy places the organism in Eukaryota, Viridiplantae, Streptophyta, Marchantiopsida, Marchantiales, Marchantiaceae.
GAAUUUGAAACAGAUCAAAAAGCGUCACAAGAAGAGGCUGAAGAUAAGCUCCUUACUCCAGAUAACAUUCCCCGGCCCCCCUCGACGACAACGAGAGCAACAGCAGCAGCGAGCAUGGAAUGUUGUUGCGCAGGCUGAUGCCCCAAGGCAAUGUGACUGCGGAGCCAUUGAUGGUCUCGGUGGAAGCAAAAGGGACGUGAUUGUAGCAAGGGCGAAUGUUUUUGUCUCGGAGUGCAGCUUUGCCGAAAUUUCUUCGUUCUGGAAAAGUGGACGACAUUUGACCAUUCAUUCUCUCGUAGUGUUCAUAGUGCGGCUUAUGGUGUUGUCGCUCAUUCGGGAAGGCUAAUCUGGAAUCGGUUUCGUUGGAGUUUGAAUUCGGAAAAUUUGGACUGUGCUUCUGGCGUUCGAUAUACAUUUUUUGUAUGUUCAGGGGCGUUCUUGUGUUGUUGAGCUUGACAAUAUAGUGGACAUCGGGGUGGAGAGUAGAGGUACGAAGGAAUCGAAGGCGUGAACAAUCUUUCCAUGGUAUGCACUUGAGCAUUUGCGCAGAGGAUUGAACUGCGGUUGCCAGUUCGAUUCCAGAUUAUCUUCCUCUGGGACUGAGGAAAUGUCUACGUUCUUGCCCUCCUCCGUGUAAAUCUUUCAUCGAAUUCUGUUGGAAUCUGAAGACGCAGGAACAAGUGGCACUGAGGAUCUUUGAAUGGCCUCGUCGGUGAUUCGGGAUCGUUUCUUUAGAGCUCAUAUUGAUGUCAGUGUGAGUGGGUGCAAUUUCUGUCAAGUGCAACCGAAAAGCGUUCAAUUCUCCAAAUCCAGGAAAAGUUCAAACUACUUCGCAUUCGGCUUCAGCUCGGUGUUCUCUAGCUCCGCCCAAAACUCCUCCAGUUGGCUGCAACUGCGGGCUCCUAAUCCAAUUCAUUCAGGGCCGGCAUUCAAAGUAUAUUGUGUGGUUACUGAUAAGAUAGUGGGCGGAGCUCAGCUCACAGCGAGUAGUGACCCGAAUCUGCGCCGUCUUAUUCUCUUGCGCCAUGCCAAGAGCUCUUGGUCUGAUCGCUCCAUAAAAGAUCAUGAGCGACCUUUGAGCAAACGUGGACGUCAGGCUGCAGCUAAUAUUGCAAAGAAGCUACAAAAGCAUCCUGGUUGGAUACCACAACUCAUUCUCUGCAGUGAUUCAACUCGAACUCGGGAGACUCUGGACAUUAUGCAACAGCAGGUACCGGAAUUGCUAGACGCAGAUGUCCGCUUUCUCAGUAGUUUUUACUCCGUAGCAGCUAUGGACGGUGAAACCCUUCAGCAUUUGCAGGAGAUAAUCUGCAAGUAUUCGAAAGAUGAUGUCACCACAAUCACGUGCAUGGGCCAUAACAGAGGAUGGGAAGAAGCUGCUACAUUGCUCUCAGGAGUGCACAUAGAGCUGAAAACCGCAAAUGCUGCUCUUCUUGAAGCUCAUGGUAGCUCUUGGCAAGAAGCCUUUGAAUCCGCCGGAGUGGGUGGUUGGAAGCUUUUUGGCAUCGUGAAGCCGGAUGCCAGUGUGGAAAAUGUAGCUCAGUGAGUGCUUGGGACUUCGUUCGUGUCUAAUUCUCUUACAACCAUGGUCCAGUCGAACCUGAACAUAUAUCUGGGCGUUCUCCCCUAGCAAGAUCUUUCAAGGAUGCGAAGGUUUUGCAGAAAUGGAGUUGCCCGUAUACAGCUUGCCAACAAUUACUUGGUGACACAUGUGGUCCAAAGGUUCUUCCCAACACAGUUUACAAUCUCUACUUCUAAGGCGAUAGUGAUUGUAACUUGCUUCAAGCAAGCUUUCACCAAUGCUUGUCUGUGCAAAUUUUCUUGGUGUAGAUUGGCCGGUGCCUUCCGGAGAGAACAGAAAGGUACUCUGAUAUCCGAAGUCCUGAUGGCAAAGCUGCAAGCUCUGAAUGUAUAUCUUAAUAUGUUCGCCUAGUCAGUUCAGGCAAACGGCAGCCUACUAAGAGCUAUUGAUGAACAGAUUAAAAGUGAAUUACCCAUUCACAUUAGAUCAUGCAACGAUUCUGCUGAUCCAAUUUCCAUUCAAAAGACUGCCUGUCUUGUCUAUGCAGAAUGUGUGAUGUGAGUCAUGUCACCAACCGCUAUGCACACGUGCAUUUGUGCACACACACACAAGCAGAGGGCUGGUACACCUCAACUCCACUCGCAACAGGGAACUUGGUAUUUGUAAACGAACAUGAGCAUAAGCUGCCGCAUUCAUAGAAUCCCGGAAAUUUUCUGGAAACAUGUGGCAUUUCAAGCAGUGACGAAGCGAGUCGUCUUGCUUGACACAACACCCAAGCGAUGCGCCGUAAGCCUGUCAGGCAGUGUGAACUUGUGAUCCAAAUGUGUGACCACAUUACCGGGGCGGCAGUGGCAACCUUCAUGGAGUAUUACGAGUAGUCAGCUAGCCAAUCCGAGUCAAAUAGAGUUACGGCCCUCCAAUUUUUCUGGUCGUCUACAACACAGUUUUGCAGGAUUUACACGUCUGUGACUUGCAGGUGAUGAUUGAAGUGUCACUUGAUUCUCAAGCAGCGACACUAUGAGAGCUUAGUCCAUGCGGCAAUUCACACAGCAUUCCACUGAUAUAGACAACUCGCACCAUCAUCUCAAUGCAUGAGGUUCCUUCCAU